Molecule: messenger RNA, 3120 nt
Organism: Gasterosteus aculeatus aculeatus (three-spined stickleback)
Lineage: Eukaryota; Metazoa; Chordata; Actinopteri; Perciformes; Gasterosteidae
Gene: mcm4
Product: minichromosome maintenance complex component 4
Biological process (GO): double-strand break repair via break-induced replication; mitotic DNA replication initiation; DNA strand elongation involved in DNA replication
Cellular component (GO): MCM complex; nucleus
Molecular function (GO): ATP hydrolysis activity; single-stranded DNA helicase activity; single-stranded DNA binding
Source: RefSeq, a predicted model, not a curated record
CGGUGAAGGAAUCGACCGGAAGGAAAACGGCAAUCCUGGCUCGCCAUUGGUCCGAAGUUCCCCGCGAAAACGACGUCACUCGCAGUUUCGCGCCAGAUCUGCAGCUCACGGACGUACACACAAGAAGAGAUAUUCCAGCAACAUGUCUUCUCCAGCAUCGACUCCCGGCGGCCGCAAACGAGGAAGAAACACCAACCCAUCCACUCCCAGCAGCGAGGGCCCCAUGUCGCCCCCCUCCCAGCGGCGCAGGGGCCAGGACUCCUCCGCCGGGGACCUGAUGCCGAUGCCCACCUCCCCGGCAACCGACGUGCUCAGUCCGGCGGGGCCUCAGGACAAUUCUCUGUUCUCCAGCCCCCGACCCUCAGUCCCCCCCAAUGAGGUGGACAUGAGCUCCCCUCUGAUGUAUGGCACCCCCAGCUCCAGGGUCGAAGGGACCCCCCGCAGUGCGGUGCGCGGCACCCCGGCCAGACAGCGACCUGACCUGGGGUCAGUCAGGAAGGCUCCGGAGGUCGAUCUUCAGUCCGAGCCGCCGAGUGCGGAUGGACCCGCGGCCAGCGAGACGAACGCAGGUCAGCGGCUGGUGAUCUGGGGGACGGAUGUCAAUGUUGGGACCUGCAAGGAGAAGUUUCAGAGGUUCCUGCAGCGGUUCAUCGACCCGACCUCCAGCGAAGAUGAGAACGCUGGUUUGGACCUGAACGAGCCUUUGUACAUGCAGAAGCUGGAAGAGAUCAGCGUCGUUGGGGAUCCGGUGCUCAACGUGAGUUGUCUGCACGUGCAGUCCUUCGAUGCGGAGCUUUACAGACAGCUCAUCUGCUACCCACAGGAAGUCAUCCCGACCUUCGACAUGGCCGUCAACGAGCUCUUCUUUGAGCGCUUCCCAGACUCCAUCCUGGAGUACCAGAUCCAAGUCCGCCCCUACAACGCCCUGAAAACCAGAAACAUGAGGAGUCUGAACCCAGAAGACAUCGAUCAGCUGAUCACCAUCAGCGGCAUGGUGAUCCGCACCUCGCAGCUCAUCCCGGAGAUGCAGGAGGCGUUCUUCCAGUGCCAGGUGUGCGCCUUCACCACCCGGGUGGAGGUGGAUCGCGGGCGCAUCGCCGAGCCGGCUGUGUGCCGCCACUGCAACACCACCCACAGCCUGGCGCUGGUUCACAACCGCUCCGUCUUUUCAGACAAGCAGAUGAUUAAGAUUCAAGAGUCCCCCGAAGACAUGCCGGCCGGCCAGACGCCGCACACGACCAUCGUCUACGGCCACAACGACCUGGUGGACAAAGUGCAGCCGGGGGACCGCAUAAACAUCACCGGAGUCUACAGGGCCGUCCCCAUGCGCGCCAACCCCCGCCAGAGCAGCGUCAAGUCGGUGUACAAGACCCACAUCGACGCCAUCCACUUCCGCAAGACGGACGAGAAGCGGCUGCACGGCUUGGACGAGGACUCGGAGCAGAAGCUCUUCACCGAAGACCGCGUGCAGACCCUGAAGGAGCUGGCGGGCAAGCCGGACGUCUACGAGCGCCUCUCCUCGGCGCUCGCGCCGAGCAUCUACGAGCACGAGGACAUCAAAAAGGGCAUUUUGCUGCAGCUGUUCGGCGGCUCCCGCAAGGACUUCAGCGCCACGGGCCGAGGCAACUUCCGCGCCGACGUGAACAUCCUGCUCUGCGGGGACCCCGGCACCAGCAAGUCCCAGCUGCUGCAGUACGUCUUCAACCUGGUGCCCCGCGGCCAGUACACCUCGGGGAAGGGCUCCAGCGCCGUGGGGCUCACCGCCUACGUGACCAAGGACCCGGAGACCCGGCAGCUGGUCCUGCAGACCGGCGCGCUGGUGCUGAGCGACAACGGCAUCUGCUGCAUCGACGAGUUCGACAAGAUGAGCGACAGCACGCGCUCCGUGCUGCACGAGGUCAUGGAGCAGCAGACCCUCUCCAUCGCCAAGGCCGGGAUUAUUUGCCAGCUGAACGCACGGACCUCUGUGUUGGCCGCCGCCAACCCCAUCGAGUCUCAGUGGAACCCCAAGAAAACCACGAUUGAGAACAUUCAGCUGCCGCACACGCUGCUGUCCAGAUUCGACCUCAUCUUCCUGAUGCUGGACCCCCAGGACGAGGCGUACGACCGCAGGCUGGCCCACCACCUGGUGUCGCUGUACUACCAGAGCGAGGAGCAGAUCGAGGAGGAGUUCCUCGACAUGGCCGUGCUGAGGGACUACAUCGCGUACGCACGGACCUACAUCAACCCACGGCUGAGUGAGGAAGCCAGCCAGACCCUCAUCGAGGCCUACGUGGACAUGAGGAAGAUCGGCAGCGGCCGCGGGAUGGUGUCCGCCUACCCGCGUCAGCUGGAGUCCCUGAUCCGCUUGGCGGAGGCCCACGCCAAGGUGCGCUUCUCCGAGAAGGUGGAGAACAUCGACGUGGAGGAGGCCCGGCGGCUGCACAGGGAGGCCCUCAAGCAGUCGGCCACGGACCCCAGGACGGGCUUCGUCGACAUCUCCAUUCUCACGACCGGUAUGAGCGCCACCGCGCGCAAGCGCCGGGAGGACAUCGCCCAAGUCCUGAAGAAGCUGAUCCAGUCCAAAGGAAAGACGCCUGCCAUGAAGUACCAGCAGCUGCUCGAUGAUCUCAGGGGACAAUCCGAGACUGCGAUCACCAAGGAGCUGUUUGACGAGGCGCUCCGAGCCCUCGCCGACGAGGAUUACUUGACGGUUACUGGGAAGACCGUACGCCUCCUCGCCUGAGACGCACACCCUGCAAUUAUGUACAGGCCUUCAUUUUACAAAUCCCAGCUUUUUUUUCUUGUGCUGUAAAAAAUAAUUUGUACAAUUGAACCGCCAGGUGUUUUGCGGCCGUGUUGGACUUUGAAACACCGCUCAGUUUAGAGACGUCGUUCAUAAUAACUGCGUGACUCAUUCAAACGGAAAAAAUAAUAGAGCUAAUAUUUAAAUGUUGUUGUAUUACAUUUGUUUACCUAUUUGCAAGUAAUGUUGUUUUGUUUUGUUAAGAAGCUCUUUUUUUCCAACUUGUACAUUGUAAUCACUCUGGUUUAAGUCACUUGUUAUUCCAGAGAUUAUUGUAGCUGUAACAGUGACUACUUAUUAAGAGGGAAAAAUAAAAUGUUGCUCACUGAAAAUGA